This is a messenger RNA of Betta splendens (Siamese fighting fish), 1124 nucleotides long. RefSeq names its product proteasome activator subunit 2 (gene psme2). NCBI's taxonomy places the organism in Eukaryota, Metazoa, Chordata, Actinopteri, Anabantiformes, Osphronemidae. Gene Ontology annotation, cellular component: cytoplasm; nucleoplasm; proteasome activator complex. The transcript has 11 exons. Gene Ontology annotation, biological process: positive regulation of endopeptidase activity; regulation of proteasomal protein catabolic process; regulation of G1/S transition of mitotic cell cycle. Bases 93 to 830 code for a protein of 245 amino acids. The record is from RefSeq and is a predicted model, not a curated record. Gene Ontology annotation, molecular function: endopeptidase activator activity.
AAGUUCACGGAGCAGGUCGAGUCCCAGCGAAGCUCUGAAGUCGGAUUUACUUUAAACUUUACUUUAUCUGAGCUGAAGCUGAAACUUUAGUCAUGUCCAAGACGUCAACGCUGAAAAUAAGCAGCGCGAACGCGGGAAAGGUGGACGCCUUCCGCCUCUCUCUCUACCAGGAGGCUGGAAACCUGUUCUCCAACGUCAUCCCGCAGAAGAUCACGCGACUGGACGCGCUGCUCAGGGACGAUGCCCUGAACCUCACAGACAUGUCCUCGCUGCGGGCUCCUCUGGAGAUCCCCAUCCCAGACCCUCCGGCUCCAGAGGAGGAGGAAAUGGAAACUGACAAGAACGAAGACGAUGAGAAGAAAAAGAAGAAACCUCCAAAGUGCGGCUUCAUCAAGGGCAACGAGAAGAUUGUUCUGCUUCUAGACCGGGUAAAACCAGAGAUUGUUGCUCUGAGAGAGACCAUCGUCAUAGUUUCCUGCUGGAUUCAGCACCUAAUCCCAAAAAUAGAGGAUGGAAAUGACUUUGGUGUGGCUAUCCAGGAGAAGAUCCUGGAGAGAAUCGCUGCAGUAAAGACUAAAGUUGAUGGGUUUCAGACCAACAUCAACAAGUACUUUUCAGAGAGGGGAGAUGCUGUUGCCAAGGCGUCCAAAGACACACAUGUGAUGGAUUAUCGUACUCUGGUACACGACAAGGAUGAGGCCAUUUACUCUGAGAUCAGAGUGAUUGUUCUCGACGUUCGUGGAUUCUACGCUGAACUUUAUGACAUUAUCAGCAAGAAUCUGGAGAAGGUGACCAACCCUAAAGGAGAGGAGAAGCCAUCCAUGUAUUAAGGCAGGAGGUACUGCUGGGAUAGAUUCUUCCAUUAUCUGGUGAACAGCUGUUUAGUUUGUUUGGUGUGUUCAAUAGUCAGUCAACCUUUUCUGUAAUCAAGGUGCAUGCAGUCAGUCAGAAAAUAUUCAGAAAGAUACAAGUUUGACAAAACCUUCAUGUCUCAAUUUGCAUUUUCACUUCUGUAAACACAAGAAAUAACUGGAUCAAGGUUUUUUUUGCUCGUGUAUGAAAACACUUUAACAUUUGCACUAAAUUUAAAUUGUGAAACUAUGAAUUAAAAAAGAUAAAAUCUU